AGAGUUCUAUUAACUUUGCGUGCGCGCGUCAACUAUAUACUGGUUAUUUUACAUAUAUACCUACAUAUAUGUAACAGUUUUGUCGAACAGCUGAGUCUAAGUUCUUUAAUUUAAAAAAAAUCGUUGAAAAUGCCCAUCCCUUUCAAAAGUUAUGCAAAAUUUUUAACAAAUUCACAAAAUUAAGACUUUUUUUACACCAUAAGAAAGUACGUUCACCUAUUGUAAUAAACAUAUAAGGCUAUUACGAAAUUUUGAUAUCUUUUACUAUAUAUGAAAUGUAAUUUUUAUUAAUUGUUAGAGAUAUCUAUUGUAAGUACACUUAUUUUUUAUAUGCUAAUCUGAAUUUUUGAAUUUGGGACCAAUUCAACCAUCGCUUGAAGUUAAUACAUCUGGUAUAAGCAAUCGUGGCUAAUUUCACAUGAAAACACUUGAAUCAUACAGAGUGCAUAAUAAAUAUAUACAUAUAUAGUGCAUCCACAAGCAUAACCUAAAAUUAUAAACAAUGUGGAUGUAGCGAAUCUUUUUAGUUGACAAUGUUAGUCAUUUGGUUUGACUAUUUCUUUGCAAAAGUCACCUAUAAAAAAUAAUAGUUGUGCUAUUAUUAGAAAUACACGGAACAAAAUUUGCGCUUCGAAUUUGCAAUAUGUAGGAGAAUAUUUUACGAUAAGAAACCAAUUUUCUUAUUUUUGGUUCGGUUAUAGACAAUAAAGCCCAUUUUAACUUUCCUACUUAUUUAAAUGUUGUAUGAGAAAUAAAUGAUCGUCAACAAUGCCGGUCUUUCAAGAAUCAUGUGCAGAACAAAUACAAGCUCAAACUAUAAUCAUCAUCCAUCCUGGCUCCAAGAAUCUACGUAUGGGAAGAGCCUCUGACGUGAAUCCGAAUACAAUUUUAAAUGCAGUUGCUAGAAAACGCCGUCCAAAUGGGUUAUCCUAUCAGGACUCAUUCUUACCUCCUUUGGUUCCACGUACAAAAGAACUCACACAGGCAAUGGAAGAGUCUCGACUACAAGUUUCCCACACUCUUCAGUCCUGCCUACAGUCGGAUGGUAGAAGAAGAUAUGCUACACCCCCACAGCAGAUAGCAGCAUUUAAUCGUAGAUCGAACCCUGAAGUCUUGUCACCUAGUGUUAGUGAUUGGGUAAAAAGAGAAGAAGAUGCUAUUAUAGGAGAUGACAUCCUAACAUUGAAUCCCGAAGAUGGGUACAAUAUACAUUUUCCAUAUAAAAGAGGAGAGUUAAACAUACAUUCUGGUCCUGGAGGCAGCUUGCGUUCAGUCCUGGCUGACUUGAAAGCUAUCUGGGAAUAUGUUUUGACCAAAAAAAUGGAUAUACCCUUGCGUGAUUUGAAGCACUAUAGAGCAGUACUAAUAAUUCCAGACAUUUAUAACAGAUUAUAUUUGAAGGAAUUGACAACUCUACUCUUAUGUGACAUGGGUUUUGGAGGAUGUUUUUUGUUACAGGAUCACGUAGCCGCAACUUUUGGAGCAGGCUUGGGUUAUGCUUGUGUUGUAGAUGUAGGCGAAGAAAAGACGUCGGUAUCUUGCGUCGAGGACGGUAUAUCGCACAGGAACACACGAGUUCGCAUGGACUAUGGUGGUGGCGACAUUACACAGACUUUCUUCUGGUUAUUGCAAAAAUCAGCCUUUCCAUAUAAAAACUGCGACCCGGCGAAUCGCCUUGACGCUAUGCUGCUGGAUCAGCUUAAAAAGGACUUUUGCCAUGUUGACUUGAAUGUCUGUGGUUCGCAGGAGAAAACAUUUAGUGUAAAAAAGCCCAGGCAGCCGACCGAGAAUUAUACCAUACAGGUAGGAGAUGAGUGUCUAAUUGCUCCACUGAGCCUCUUUCAGCCAGAGCUUUUUAGAGUGACUGGAGCUCACAGUGUUCACAUUCAAAAACGUUCAAUGGGGGAUUCAGAAGAUCCCCAUGACGAGAACUAUCUGAGAGAGACAAGUCGAAGAGGUAUGAAGGAAAAUCUGGAGCAAACUCUAGAAAUGCAAGAGGAAACCGCGAUACCGGCUACCCCAGGUGAGGAAGAAGUAGUGGUUGACAACGUGGAUUCAGCUCCGAUUUCUCUGAACAAUCGGGAACUCGAUGCGCCAAGAGAUUUCGUUGUUGGCCCCCAGCAACUUCUUGGUCUGGAUCACGCCGUACUCCAGAGCAUUGAUAGAUGUCCUACGGACGACUUAAAACGUAAAAUGUACAGUUGUAUACUUGUUGUUGGUUCGGGAAUGAAGUUCCAAGGUAUAGGCAUGUGGCUUCAUAAUCGGAUAUCGCUUCAAAUACCGUACAUGUAUCGGGCAGAGCAAAUGGAUGUCAUAACUCUCCCAAAAGAAAUCGAUCCGGGCAUGACGUCUUGGAAAGGCGCGGCGAUUCUGAGUUGUUUAGAGUCCGCGCAGGAACUUUGGAUCGGUCGUCAGGAAUGGGAGCACGCUGGUGUUAGAGUUCUAAGAGAAAGGGCACCUUUUAUGUGGUGAUGAAUGCAGUUCAAAAGGUUUUAAAUGAAAUUGAUUUUUGUUCAAUUAAUUUAUAGUUGAAAAUGUAUAUUACAAAAUUUUUAUACAGAUUUCUGAUUAUAUUUCUUAUUAUUAAGAAUAUGUAUAUAAAUAAAUCUAUAAUCCAUUAUUAUUUUUAAUGGUAUCUACAAAAA
This is a messenger RNA of Nasonia vitripennis (jewel wasp), 2645 nucleotides long. It is a transcript of the gene Arp8, whose product is annotated as actin-related protein 8. The coding region runs from base 769 to 2472 and encodes 567 amino acids. The record is from RefSeq and is a predicted model, not a curated record. Gene Ontology annotation, cellular component: Ino80 complex. The transcript is spliced from 7 exons. Lineage: Eukaryota; Metazoa; Arthropoda; Insecta; Hymenoptera; Pteromalidae. Gene Ontology annotation, biological process: double-strand break repair; regulation of DNA-templated transcription.